Molecule: messenger RNA, 2100 nt
Organism: Zymoseptoria tritici IPO323
Lineage: Eukaryota; Fungi; Ascomycota; Dothideomycetes; Mycosphaerellales; Mycosphaerellaceae
Exons: 1
Coding region: 1-2100 (699 amino acids)
Cellular component (GO): cytoplasm
Molecular function (GO): calcium-dependent phospholipid binding; calcium ion binding
Source: RefSeq, a predicted model, not a curated record
AUGUCUCUCCGCCCUGAUGACCGCUCCAGCCGAGCACGAUCAAGAUCUCGCUCCGGGCGUGAGAGAUCUCGCUCACGCAGCAAUGUCCGCGCUCCAUCGCCACCAGAGGCAGCUCCCAGGAACAGCGGAUAUGCUCCAACGAAAGAUUCCAUCUCAAUGCCUGAGAUGCCUGGAGGCUUCAUGACCGCUGGCCCUCCCGAUGUAGAUUACAGGAGCAGGUCUCCAAAACCACCCACUUCAGGGUAUCCGUACCCAGUAGCAGGAGCUAUGCCAAUGCCGUAUCCGGUCGACGACGGAGGCUUCACAAUGGGAGGAUAUGCUGACUUACCACCGCAUGAACGUCCAGGAUACCAAGGCCAGCAGAAUUACUAUCCACCUGCCAGAGAUGAUCGAGAUGACGAUCUGGCGUAUGGCUCCGACUCUGACAAGGCCUCGAGGGAGCAAUUGUCUCGCCAUGGAUCGUAUGCUUCCACUUCGGCUUACCGGUAUACGCCUGCGACGUCGACCACCGAUUCGAGGACCAGCACGCAAAAGUAUCAAUAUGCUCCUCCGCCGGACAAGGUUACGUACAGUGUGAAGCCGCAGACCACUUCCUAUGGCUACAGCUCAACUCCACAAGGUCAAGCUCCUUCACGACAAGUGAGCUAUUCCGAUAGACCGCAAGGACAGAGACACGACUCGUAUCCUCAAUCGUACGAAAAUUUCGCAUAUGGAAAUGCUCAAGUCGUCGAAGUCGCACCCGGAGGACGUCCAAGUCAUGACAGGAAACCCUCCAAGUCUCACCGGCUGUCCGUGGCAGAACAGUCCACUCUGGCAGCACCUCGCUCUCCCGGCCUCGGACCACGAAUGGAUAGACUUUCCAUCAGCGGCCAACGUCCCGACCUGCAGACCCUCGGAGUAGGCCUGAGCGGUGUUGGUGGCGGCGCUCUUCCUCCACCAAGCCCUCUCCUCGAAGCCUACCACGGAACCUACCAAUCCCUCUCUCCCAUGCCCCUCGCCCUACGAAUUGACUCCGACUCCGACCUCGACGAUCUCCCCACCCUCGAUGAUGAGAAACCCCAAUCCACCCGCUCAAAAUCCUCCACCACAACCAGCACCACCAAAAAGCGCGUCCAACUCUACGACCCCACCGCAGACGCCAAACUCAUCGCCUCCUCCCUUUCCCACUCCCGCCCCUCCCCCUCAACCCUAAUCUCCAUCCUCCCCACCCUAACCCACGACCAAAUCCUCGCCGUCCGCACCGCCUACAAAAAAUCCGUCCGCAUCCACAACCACGGCAUCAACCUCAGCAAACACAUCCGCACCAAAUUCCCCUCCAACCUCGGCAAACUCGCCUCCAUCACCGCCCUCGGCCGCUGGGAAUCCGAAGGCUACUGGGCGAAUUUCUGGUACCAAGCCCACGCCUCCCGCCGCGAACUGCUCAUCGAAUCCCUCACGGGCCGUACGAAUGCGGAAAUACGAAUGAUCAAAGACGACUUUAAAGAUAAACGCUACGGUGACGACUUGGUCGUGUGCAUGGAAAAAGAACUCAAAAUGGAUAAAUUCCGCACCGCCGUGCUCCUCGCUCUGGAGGCCCGGAGGCAGGAAGAACAAGACGUCUAUCCGGCUGAGUACAUCUUGCGGGACGUCGAGACUCUCCAUCGCGCCUCGAGGGGGACGAAAGGUGGGGAGUCGACGAUUCUAGAAAUCUGUCUGAGGCGGAGCGACGCCCACUUGCAAGCCGUGCUACGUCAGUACUCUGCUUUACACGGGGAGAAUUUCGCUCGGACGGCUCUCCAACGCAGCGGGAAUUUAGUGGGUGAAGUUUUGGCUCACGUCCUCAACGGCGCGAUUAAUAAACCCGCCCGCGACGCGGUGUUGUUGCAGCAUGCGAUUAAGGAUAUCAAGGAGAGGAACGAGGGGGAGGAGUUGAGGUAUGAAUUGCUCAUUUCGCGGCUCGUGAGGGUACAUUGGGAUAAAGUCCAUUUGGGGAGGGUGAAGAGGGCGUAUUGGGAAAAGUAUGGGGUGGUGUUGGAGGAUGCGGUGGAGGAGGCGACGAAGGGGGAUUUUGGGGAGUUUUGUGAGGGGUUGUGUGAAGGCGCGGGUGGGGGUGGGAAGUAA